CACCGUGGUGGACGACCUCAUAGUUUUGAUCCUAUAAUGGAGAAUGAGCUUGAGUAUAAAGAGCGUGCAUUUCUCACGUUUAAUCGUCAGUACAGCAUCCUUCAUUUCACCAGACAAUCCUUCAUUCAUUACACUUGGGCUUCUCCAACAAACAUACUUUCCUUACCACUCAACAAAUCAACUGGCAAGCACUAUUGCAAGAUGCAUCGCGCUACCUUUAUUGUCUUUUUCAAUCUUCUUACAUCGCUCGGGAGCGUCGUUGGAGCGGAUACUCUCUACCGCGGCGAUUCACGCAGCGCAAAGACAAUCUUCAACGACGGAGGCUUCAAGGCCAAGGGUUACGAUAACCCAGAGGGCACCUUAUUCGAGCACGUCGAAGGAACACUGAAACAUCCCUCUCGAGACCCCUACAUCUCCACAUCAAACGACAUCGAAGUCUCUAAAAAACACGCCGGAAACGGCCUCCUAUUCUUCAUCGACUCUUCCAAGAUCACCGAAGAAAUCUUCGACGUGGCAGCAGAGUACGAAAAAGCCGGCAAAAAGUACGGCCACGCCGACGAAAAGGAAUUCGCAGUCAAGAAAUUCAUCCCCUGGAACGCCAUCACCAAGAUCCAGAAGAAGAAAGACGGGGAGUGGAAAACCAUCAAGAUGCCAACAGCAAGCUCGUCAGACGAACCAGAAUUCGUACCGGAUCCAACCACCCUCGUAGUCAUGCCAUCGCCUACCGCCGCACCGCCACUCCCGGCAUUCCAAGCAGGGACCUGCUGUUUCCACCUCAACCAGUGGGACGACUGCAAUAGCGAGAACGAAGAUCUCACCUGCGAAGUGACUCUUCUCGACAACGCGAAGAACCAGAUCGGGCACGUCGAUCGGACGUCGUGCAACAAUGAUAACCCGCUCGGGAUGACUAGCAAACUACCUUCUGUGCUGGUGGUAACUGGGGAGCACCAGAACAACUAUAUUCAGUUCAAUUAUGGCGCUCUGGCUUUCACUUCGAGUGACGAGGCGCGUUGCUCGGUCGGAGGGUGGGAUCCUAGGGAAGACCUCUGUUUCAUUGAGAAUGUUCCAAGGAAGCGGCAGAUGGAUUGCUGCUUCCCCUGCUAG
Periconia digitata is the source of this 1104-nucleotide messenger RNA. The record is from the annotation of a GenBank genome assembly. NCBI's taxonomy places the organism in Eukaryota, Fungi, Ascomycota, Dothideomycetes, Pleosporales, Periconiaceae.